UCAUAAUAAAUAAACAAAAUGAAAAUUGUCGUGAGAAAUUCCAGCUCAGUUCAGCCAGCCGAGCCGACAUGGAGCGGCUCCAUGCCGCUGUCGGAAUUCGACCAGAUCGGCGUAGUCACCCACGUUCCGACUAUAUAUUUCUACAGACCUCCCCAAGAUUGGGCGGCGCCGCCGUGCCGGAUGUUCGAAACCCUCCAAAGCUCUCUCAGCAAGGCGCUGGUGAUAUUCUACCCGCUCGCCGGCCGCCUGCGCUGGCUGCCCGGCUCCCGGCUCGAGCUCGACUGCAACGGCGCCGGCGCGCAGCUGACGGAGGCGGAGUCUGACGCCACGCUGGACGACCUCGGAGAUUUCGCUCCGUCGCCGGAAUAUGCCGAUUUGAUUCCUCAGGUAAAUUAUUCCACUCCAAUGGCGGAAAUUCCGAUUCUCUGCGUGCAGAUUACGAAAUUCCGGUGCGGCGGCGUCAGCCUGAGCUGCAACGUGUCGCACGCGGUGGUCGACGGCCAGAGCGCGCUUUAUUUUCUAUCUGAAUGGGCGGCGCUGGCGCGGGGCGCGGUGGCAGGCCCGCCGCCGGUUCUCGACCGGCGGCUGAUGCGGGCCGGGGAGAUAUCGGACCGGCGGUCCGAGUUCGGGCAUGAACAGUUCGACCCGCCGCCGUUGAUGAUCGGAGAAACGAGCAACGACGGCGAACGACGGAAGGAGACGGCGGUGGCACUGCUGAAGCUGACGGCGGCGCAGGUGGAGGAUCUUAAGCGGGAGGCGAAUAGAACUCGUGCAGACGGUGGCGCCGCCUCCGUGAAAAGGCCUUACACAAAGUAUGAAUCCAUCGCCGGCCAUAUGUGGCGGUGCGCCUGCAAGGCCCGCCGCCACGUGGCGGCGCAGCCGACGGCGCUGGGGAUUUGUGUGGACGUGCGGAAGCACGUCCGCCGCCUGCCACCGCCGCCGCGGAAGUUCUUCGGGAACGUGGUGGUGGACGUGAUCGCGAGGGGGCGGUCGGGGGAGAUCACGGCGGCGCCGCUAGGGUACGCGGCGGCGCGUAUAAGGGAGGCGAUCGACAUCGUGACCGGAGAUUACGUGGAGUCAAUGAUUGACUAUUUGAAGGGUUUGGAGGACUUUUCACGGCUUCAGGAUAUAAAAGCUCCCGGGACUAAUGACGGGACCUUCUAUGGGAACCCGAAUCUCGGGGUGACCAGCUGGCUGGCCCUUCCGCUCCAUGGACUCGAUUUCGGCUGGGGGAAGGAGAUUUUCAUGGGUCCCGGGACCCACGACUGUGAUGGAGAUUCGCUAGUGAUACCUAGCAGUGACGGUGACGGGUCGGUGACGGUAGCGGUGUGCCUUCAGGAUUCAUGCAUGGAGGAUUUUAAGAAAAUAUUUUACGAAGACCUUCCAAUUUAAUAAUAAAAAUAAUAUAAAUAUAAUAAUGAUAAUAAAAUUACGAGAUGUCACACACUCACACUAGUGUCUAAUUUCAAUAAUUUAUUCGAUUAUGCAUGGUAAUUGUAUAAAUCAACAAUAUAUUUUCAUUGUGUCUUUAAGUUAACGAGUAUUUAUUUAU
Molecule: messenger RNA, 1552 nt
Organism: Andrographis paniculata
Lineage: Eukaryota; Viridiplantae; Streptophyta; Magnoliopsida; Lamiales; Acanthaceae
Product: spermidine hydroxycinnamoyl transferase-like
Exons: 1
Coding region: 19-1392 (457 amino acids)
Molecular function (GO): acyltransferase activity, transferring groups other than amino-acyl groups
Source: RefSeq, a predicted model, not a curated record